UUGGAGCGACCCCGCGUGGGCGCGCGGCUCAGACUGCUCUCUGCACGCGCUCACCGUCAAUUGGAGUCGGAAAAAUGGUGGCCAGCGUGCGAGUGCAAAAGCUGUUCCGACGAUACAAACUAGCGAUUGUCGCCGCGUUGACUAUCCUCUUGAUACAGGGGCUUGUGCUAUGGAGCCUGAGAAGUCUGGAGGAAGGCGAGGCAGAGAGAAAAACAAGACGGUCUAAGUUGCCUGAUCACAACAGCCAGGACCCUAAGAGAGACGGCGCACUUUGGGACAAACCAAAUUCUAUAUCUGGGAGGAGCAGAGGCAGAUGGAGCGCCAGGUUCGAGAGGACAGCAGCCAGCACAUGGAGGAAGGGGAAUGGCCGGCGGGCAGGAAAGCCCAGUGUCAAGCAGAAGAACGUCCAGGCUCGGGGUAUGACGGCAGCUGGAGUGGAGGGCGUCGUCGCUCAUGAUCUGUCCAGUAGCCGCAACUUCAGCGAGAACCGCGGGGGUUUAGACGGAGCAGCCAGACUACCAGCCGUACCAGGGGAGCCAGGCAGUGUGGACGGGGCACACCAAGCCCUUAGCAAUGACUUUAUGCCUAAGUGUGACAUCACAGGCAAGGAUGCGCUGUCUGCCCUCCAUCGCGCCAUGUCACAGCAGUGCAGGCAGGAGAUCGCGAACAUCGUUUGCCAGCACCAAGCCGGGCAGCUCAUGCCAGGCGCACUCCCUCAGUUCUGCCCCCAGCAAAGCGUAUCGCACCCGGAUGAGGCUGCUGCUGAACUGGACUUAAGCCUGUCCAAGGUGGAAAACCCUGUCAGAGUGGCUUUUGUUCUGAUGGUCCAUGGCCGCGCCGUACGGCAGCUCAAGCGGCUUAUCAGAGCCAUAUACCACAGAGACCACUAUUACUACAUCCACGUGGACAAGCGGUCCGGCUACAUGCAUCGGGAGGUCCUGCAAAUCACUCAGUUAUACCCCAAUGUAAGAGCCACGCCAUGGCGCAUGGUCACCAUCUGGGGAGGAGCCAGCCUUCUGAAGGCCUACUUACGCAGCAUGCAGGACCUGCUGUCCAUGCCCGACUGGAAGUGGGAUUUUUUCAUCAAUCUCAGCGCCACAGACUUCCCAACUAGGACCAACGAUGAACUGGUGGCGUUCCUGUCGCUGCACAGAGACAAGAAUUUCCUCAAAUCUCACGGGAGGGAGAAUGCUAGGUUCAUAAAGAAGCAGGGCCUGGACCGCCUCUUCCACGAGUGCGACAACCACAUGUGGCGUCUUGGUGAGCGCCACAUCCCAAAAGGCCUGGAGGUGUCGGGCGGCUCCGACUGGUUCGCCCUCACCCGUCUCUUUGUGGAGUACGUCAUUAACUCCCAGGAUGAGCUGGUGUUAGGGCUGAAGCAGUUCUACACCUACGCUCUGCUCCCCGCUGAGUCCUUCUUUCACACAGUGCUGGGGAACAGCCAUAUGUGCGACACCCUGGUGGACAACAACCUGCGUGUUACCAACUGGAACCGUAAGCUGGGAUGUAAAUGCCAGUACAAACACAUUGUCGAUUGGUGCGGCUGCUCUCCCAACGAUUUUAAACCACAAGACCUCAUUCGGAUUCAACAACUGACCCGUCCAACAUUCUUUGCCCGAAAGUUCGAGUCGUCAGUGAACCAGGAGGCCAUAGACAUCCUGGACACCCACCUGUACGGGCAGUACGCUCCUGGAACAGCUGCCAUCAAGGCCUACUGGGAGAGCCUGUUUGAGCAGUUGGAUGGAGUGGGCUCCCUCAGUGAUGUGGCACUGACUGCAUACACCAGCUUCUUCCGCUUGGGCCUGAAGAGUCUGGUGACCUCUCAGAGCCACGUGGAGACCUGCAGGUUUGAACCAGUGGGCCUCCCUCUCUCUGUGCAUUUGUAUUUUUAUGACGACCGCUUCCAAGGGUACCUGGUUCGUCAGGAGGUCCAAGCCCUGGGGUCAAAGGACAAGGAGACCUUAGAGGUGUGGGCUGUGCCACAAGCCACUUUCGUCCUUGAGAAAAACCUUAGAGAGUUCGAGAGGCUCAAGAACCUGGAAAUCGGAACCGAAUGGGACCCAAAAGAAAGGAUCUUCCGUAACUUUGGUGGGGUGGUGGGACCUUUGGACGAGCCUCUGGCGGUCCAGAAGUGGGCCCGCGGUCCCAAUCUCACAGCCACUGUCGUUUGGAUCGACCCGGCUCUGGUGGUGGCAGCAUCCUAUGACGUCACCGUAGACGUGGAAGCGGAGUACACGCAGUACAAACCACCGCUGCAGCACCCGCUGCGGCCCGGCACCUGGACAGUGCGGGUGUUAAAACAGUGGGAGCACAUGGCGGAAGUCCGCUUCCUGGUCAUGCCAUUUACCUUUAAUAACAAGGAGCCUCUACGCAAAGAAGAGGACAGCUGGCUGCAUUCAGGACCUCCGGGUAACUUAUACCUGGAUCAGAGCUUCCAGCAGCUGAGCUCAGUGCUGAAGCUGCCUCCCCAGGAGCCGGCCAUGCAGGCAGCCCAGCGAAACGCCCAGCUGGUGGGACGACCCCUGGAGGCAUGGGUAGACAGCUCUUUGGGCACCUUCUGGGUCAUAGGGGACCUGUGCACCACGCAGAAGUCCUCGUGCCCAGCGGUGGGACCUUGCUCCAAGACUUCCUGGAGCGCCCUGUCCCCAGACCCAAAGUCUGAACUGGGCCCCGUCAAAAGUGAUGGGAGGAUCAGGUAGCCCAGAGAGAACUGAAACUCACUGACCUGAACACACACACACAUGUGACGCCGGCAUCAGAGACCGCAAGAAGGACCUGGAUGACCUUUGAACUGUUCUCAGAGGUCAGUUAAGAGCUAAAGGGCACAUAAAGGACUCUGGUCCUGCACCGUGUGAAGUGAAGCGCUCUUACAGAGUUAAGAGCUGUGGGACAGACUGGUGGAAAUUUGCACAUUGAACAUGGCCAGCGCCCAAAAAAGAGAAGAAAAGAUUGCAUCUUUUUUUUCCUUCUUUAUAAAUAAUUAGGCACAUGGAUGCCAGGUGCAUUGUUACGUUUUUAGCUGGCACACAGGUAUGGCAAAUUGUUGAGGUUUGACCUUUGGGUGCACAUUUUCCACUAUCUUCUGCUUUUAAAGAAGCAGGAGGGAGCUGUGACACCUGCUCCGGCUCCGUGCUGUGCUCUAUCUUCAUUUCAAGGGAGAGUGGUACCUCUGAGUCUUUAUUAUUGUGCUUAUUUUGAAGCAUUAUUGUGUAAGCAUAUGGAACGGACAGAUGAAGUGCACUUUACUGCUAGACUAGGAUAUAGCUCAUUGGUCACUCUCACACACAUAACGGUACAUGACAUCAACGAAAUGACUCGAGUUAUAACACAAAGAGUGAGUUUUUAAAGAAUAGUCUUUUUAAUAGUUCAUUUUUGAACCAGUCUUUUUUUAUGCCUUGUUUUGUCCGUCAGUUUCCUAAAACAGUGUUUGUGUUUGAUAGUCCUUCCCGUGUUGCAAACAUUUCUCAGAGUUGUUUUCCUGGUCAGAGGAAGUGCCUAAACUGCUUUCUAUUAACGAUGCCCACUGCAUUCAGAAUUCAAAACAAAGCGCAGAAUUCUGAAAAACUGUGGUUUUGGAAAAGCAAAGUGGUUCAGUUGUUUUGCAGAGAGGGAGAUGUUUUGUUUUAGCUUAGCUUAGCAUAAAGCUUGUUUGUAAGAAGAAAAGCCGAAACAAUCCAUCCACCACACGUUUGGCUCCAUCCAUUAGUCCUCAUGAAUCCAGUUCAGAAUCACACACACACACAUAACGCAGUUGUCUUUUAUGUUUUCAAAAUAUCAUUUGAAUGAAGAAGGCAAAUUUUACACAAAGUUUGAUGUUUUUACACAUACUACAGGAAACUAAUAUACAGCACAGUGGGGCUCUUUAGAAGUCUGACCUUUUCAGAACAAUGGAGCUUCUGUGUCCCUUCAAACUAAGCUAAGCUAACAAGUGGUCGGAGCUGGUUUCUUUACAUGCCGUUUUGUGAAAGAAAACGUGUCACUCCUCUCUGGGCAACAACAAAUGCACGGAAAUGUCAGAAAGUUCCUUUAAACGUUCAUCAUUGUGAUGACAGGCCGUUGUAUCCCAGUGUGUGCAGCAUUCACCAUACCGGUGUGUCUGUCCCCCAACCAAAAAUGGUGAACAAUAUAUCUUUUAUUGAUGUUUUUAAUAUAAGAGUGGUCAAAUCAAAGCUGCCUUUAUGUCAGAAAGAUGAAUCAGCUACUACAGACUAAUAGCUUCCAGUAUGUAGCAUGUGAACCACCCUCUGUCUUUUAUUUAGAUCUUAACCUAGUUUAUGCAAACCUGUGUUCUCAAAUAAUGACUGGCCACCACAUGAGUUGAAGUGACCUUGUUUACCUCGCAGACUCCACACUUGCUUCAGUGAAGCAUCGGUUUUAUUGAGACGACGUUUUAUGAGCAAACUAAUCAGUGUGAACAAAUGUUAUUUUUUUACCCUGUUUGAGAGGAAGCGUUGUGUGUUCAUUUGUCAGCACUCCUCACUGCUGGAUCUGCUCUCUGGCUGUGUUAUGUCCGACACUCUACCUGAUCAGUGUCAGCUGAGGCAGUUUGUGUGUGUUGUUUUUAUGUUUGCUCCGUCCUCGCUGCUGUGAUCACCAGCAGCAGUCUGGCUGGUGAGUCAUUUUUAGCUCCGUGGGGCUUAUCAGAGUUGGAAACUUGAGCCUGUAACUUUAUGCUGUUGGAAGAGCUCACAGGAGAGAACUCCUGACCGAAGACUCAAUAAACACCAUCAAUUAAAGCUUUCACUGGUGAUACAGGUUGUUCUUCAAACUAAGCAGAAGGCCAUCGUUUAUUCAUGAGGAGGAAACGUGCUCUCCUGGGUGAAAAACGCUUCCAUGUCACUUUUUUAAAGAACAGCUCAACAUGGUUUACCUCAUAAAUACUGCAGCCAACAUUUCUGCCUUUGGGUCCGGACAGACUCUGUCACAUAAAUAUUCAGGUUGAUGCCCGCGCGCCCACAAAGUUUUGAUCGUGUCACAUCUGGACACUGGAUGGAAGCUGCUCAGAAACAAAAGACACCUGCAGA
This is a messenger RNA of Menidia menidia (Atlantic silverside), 5024 nucleotides long. The record is from the annotation of a GenBank genome assembly. Lineage: Eukaryota; Metazoa; Chordata; Actinopteri; Atheriniformes; Atherinopsidae.